GUGUUUAACCGCAGCCCAGCCCAUUCUCCGUCCUGACGUCCUUCCUCGAUGCUGGUGUGUGUGACACGCUGCUUUUUUGAGGAGGAAGAUUGUAAAAAGCAGCUGCCUAAUUUUUUUUGUCCUCUGAGAGAAGGAUGUUGGGAAGACUAUCUCUCCUGUAUAUUUCCUUCCUUCCUUUUGUCUGAAAUCUUUACGUUGAUGCAAAACCGCGAGGGAUUAAAAGGGUGAAAGGCAUCAGUUCCGUCUGUAGUCUGCUCUUUCUGGAUUUAUUUUAUUAUUUUUUUUUAACUGAUUGAUUUAUUUUCCUGGAAAUGUACAGAGAGGGAGCUUCUUUGAAGGGCAGCCUGUUUACAUGGGAGCGGAUUACUUCAGCUAAAAGACACUCAUCUGUGACAAAAAAGGAAACCGAGCCCGUAGAUUGGCUUUAGUUUGAUUAUAUUGAGCUGUGUAGUGGACGCUUGAAAGAGGAAGAGCGUUAGGAGUGUACAGCUGUGUUGUAAUGGGAAGCAGUGAGGUGUGAUGAGAAUGGAAACACUGCUCGGGACAUUUCAUCAUUUCUGCACUGAAAACCAGCCGCUCCAGUCAGACUGAUGCAGACAUCAGGGCCACACAGGGCAAAACUUUCGUCUCAGUCAUAUUAUUUAUUUAUUUAUUUAUUUGUGUGUGUGGGUGGUUAACGCGGUAAACAAGUAAACAUGUGGAUUAUUUGAUUAAAUACGUGGUUUUAUAGCAGAAGAGAGUCGAGCCCUGUCUGGUUAGGGGGCACUGGGCUUUUGAUUUGAUUGAUUAGCCUCAAGAAGAGGAGCGGAGAUGCAGAGGGCUACAUGACGGCGGAUUUUCUUUGCCAGGCUCCAUUUUAAUACACAGAGGGAAUAAAUAAAGUGUCGUUGUCGAAGUUGAAAGACCUCAGGGACCAUGUCUUCUCGGGCAACACUGCAGACCGACAGGAAUUCAGACCACCAUGCUUCACUCUCUGCCAGCCGCUCAGACAAGGGCUCGGCCUGGUCGAAUCGCUCACUGGGAGCUCGCUGCCGCAACUCCAUCGCCUCCCUCUCAGACGAGCAUCCUCACAUCGGCAACUACCGGCUGCUCAAAACCAUCGGCAAGGGCAACUUUGCAAAAGUGAAGCUGGCACGCCACAUCCUGACUGGCAGAGAGGUUGCAAUAAAGAUAAUUGACAAAACCCAACUCAACCCAACCAGCCUACAAAAACUUUUUCGAGAGGUACGGAUUAUGAAGAGUCUCAACCAUCCGAACAUAGUUCAGCUCUUUGAAGUGAUUGAAACUGAGAAGACAUUGUACCUUGUAAUGGAGUAUGCCAGCGGUGGUGAAGUGUUUGACUACCUCGUGGCCCAUGGGAGAAUGAAGGAAAAGGAGGCACGGGCUAAAUUUCGACAGAUUGUAUCUGCAGUUCACUAUUGUCAUCAGAAGAAGAUUGUUCAUAGGGAUCUAAAGGCGGAAAACCUUCUGCUUGAUGCAGACUCCAAUAUUAAAAUCGCAGACUUCGGCUUCAGUAACGAGUUUACGCUGGGCAGUAAGCUGGACACGUUCUGCGGCAGCCCCCCCUAUGCCGCCCCUGAGCUUUUUCAGGGCAAGAAGUAUGACGGGCCUGAGGUGGAUAUCUGGAGCCUGGGGGUCAUUCUGUACACACUGGUCAGCGGAUCACUGCCAUUUGAUGGCCAGAACCUCAAGGAGCUGCGUGAACGGGUGCUGAGGGGAAAGUAUCGAGUGCCGUUCUACAUGUCUACUGACUGUGAGAGCAUCCUACGCAGGUUCUUGGUGCUCAACCCUGCCAAGCGCUGUACCCUAGAGCAAAUCAUGAAAGAUAAGUGGAUGAAUGUUGGCUAUGAGGCAGAUGAGCUGAAGCCACAUGUCGAGCCUGUGGAGGACUACAAUGACCCGGAGAGGAUAGAUGUAAUGAUAGGGAUGGGCUUUUCCCGUGAGGAGAUCAGGGAAGCGCUGACCAGUCAGAAGUACAAUGAGGUCACUGCUACUUACCUGCUGCUGAGCCGCAGGAAUGAGGAUGGCAGUGAGUCCAGAUCGAGUAGUACUCUGUCCUUAGCUCGAGUUCGACCCAGUCCCAUAACCAAUGGUACCAGUAAACACUCCUCCACCUCCUCAUCCAGCUCAGCCUCCACCACCCACAACAAACCCCAGCGUAGUGCCUCCACCUACCACCGUCAGAGGCGGCACAGUGACUUCUGUGGUCCUGCAGUGACUACAACUCACCCUAAACGUAGCCCAACCAGCACAGGAGAGUCUGACUUGAAAGAGGAGCGAUUGGCCACAAGGAAGGCAGGCUGCAGUGUGGUGGGCAGUCGUAGCAUCCCGCCCUCCAGCCCCAUGGUCAGCACAGCUAACAACCCCAACAAAGCAGAGAUCCCUGACCGCCGCAAGGAAGCCGUUGUCGCCUCGAGCAACGUACCAGCAAGUGCCAUGACCCGCAGAAACACAUAUGUAUGUACAGAUCGCUCCAGCACUGAUAGACACUCCUUACUGCAGAACGGCAAGGAGAACAGCUCACAUUCUCACCGUUUACCUCCAGCCUCUCCCUCCACACACAGCAUAUCUGGGGCGGGGGUGGCUUCAUCCUCCUCAGCCGAACGUUCCCGUCUGAGCAGAGGCUCCACUGUCCGCAGCACUUUUCAUGGUGGUCAACUCCGGGAGCGCCGGGUGCCUGCGCAUGCCCCACCCGCCUCCCCGACUCUGUCCCGCGAUGCCAGCCCGCUGCCCCACGCCCGCACUCGAGCCACCUCAAACCUCUUCAGCAAACUCACCUCCAAGCUUACACGCAGGGUCAAUCUUGACCCCUCUAAGCGUCAGAGCUCAAACAAGUCCGUCUCGGGCUGCCCUCUGCCACAUGGAUCGAAAACAGUUAACGAACCUGAGAGAGUCUGCAGAUCUCCGGUCACAAGUCGCCAUCUAUCUGGGUAUCAAAAAGCGGCAGAGCCCCGGCCCCCCCGAUGCGGCUGGGAUGUAAAGGUGCAGAGCGCGCGGGACCCAGCCGAGGUGGUGCUGGCAGUUCGUGAGGCGGCGCAGGGCUGCGGUUGCCAGGUGCACCAGGCUGGCCCGUUCCUCCUCUCCUGCACACACGGCGCUGCUGGCUCCCGGGUGGCAUUCGAGGCUGAAGUAGGCCACCUCCCUACAGAGGCCAGCGGGGUCCGAUUCAAGCGCCUGUGGGGGGCACCACUCGCUUUCCGGGACAUCGCUACCAAAGUGUCCAAAGAGCUGGAACUCUAAAGGGCAACAGGGGGCAGAGGGGUAUGGGAGCAAAGCAGGGGACCAAAUAAUAGGAACCUCCUUACGCCACCUGCACUUUCUGUGGGCUCGUACAGACUCUGAAACAAACAUGGAGAGCUUCAUGGCUGCCACAUACAGGCCCUGCUGAAAGAAAUCCCCUCCCCACUGAUUCCUACUCUGUGUCUUAGCCAAGCUAUUUGCUAUUCCAGUUUUGACCGACAUUUAUCUUCACCACGGCGUCUCAGCCCUUCAUGUCCUUCAUUUCCUUUUAACAGCUGCUAUUUAAUACAUUUUGAACUUUUUUUUUCUUUUUGUUCCUUUAAAAGUUGCACCAUCCUGAACACUUUGAUUAUCAGACAUGUCCUGAAGACCAGUUCUUUUGUGUGUAUUUUAUAUUAACAUUUUCUGUGGAUGAAAAACAGCCUAAACACAGGUUUAAGAGCUUCCUAAUGGGAAUUAAAAGCUGUAUAAACCUGAGUGAUUUGGGGAUAGGUGAUGGCUGCUCUUCUGAGCCACUAACAUUGUAGCCUUUAUGGCUUUUUUUUUUUUUUUCUCUCUCUGCGUUUCAGCAGUUGUUCUCAGUAAUGCAAAUUCUGUUGUUGUACAGUAGCACUUUAGGGUUGAGUGAGCAUCACUUUUCUUGAACUGUGUUUCCCCUUAAAUGGUACACUGCGCCUGUCAAGCCAAGUCAAAACACAACACUCCUUCUGCUGUUCUGUAAGUAUUAUGCUGGUGAGAAGCCUCUCUUAUAUAGCCAAAAGAGGAUCCUGCUAAACGGACACGAGACUGCAGCUUUCCAUUGAAUUGGUAGAACCAGUCACCACCUUAAACAAGCAAAUAUGUACAUGCACUGUGCAAAAUUGAUUUGUUCAGCAUUUGUAUGAAACCCUGGAGUGUGCAAGUCUAGUUGUAGUCUUGGAGUCAUCUAACAGUUGUAGAUGUACUAUAUUUUUGAUAAUGUGACAAGUGUUGGGGUGCUAAAACAUCUGCCAAAUUAUCCUGUGAUAUAAUUUCAGUACUGUUUGACGUAAAUUACUUUGUAUUCUUAGCUCAAAAAUGCCUCUUUAAGUCAGUGUCAUUAUUACUGAGUGCUGUAGUGGGCUGAUGUAGUGAUGUUAGGGUGUGAAGAGAUGUCCGUCCAGUCCCAGCUAUCCUUCAUGAAAUUAUAGCUGUACAAUUCCUACGAGCACUGUUCUGAAAUGUUUUGCUAAGGCAUAAGGGCUAUCUUAAGAGAGUAUGCUCCAAAAUUUCAUUGAACAAUUUGCAAAAAAAAUAAACAGACAGUAAUUGUUUUAUUGUGAGCCACAAUCUACUACCAAGAUAUAAAUUUCUUUUGACCUCCUAAAACCCAUAAAUUAAUUGUCAAAGUUUCUGAUUUUGCUUCUUACACGUUAGUUUAUAGAAACUUCAAAAUUUUAGCAAAGUGAAAGAACAUCAAAUAUACUCAAAUUAACUGAAUUCUUUAAUUAUAUAAUUAUAUAAUUACUAUAGAAUUAUUAUUUAAUUAUACUGAUUAUGAGAUUAUUUUAAUAACUAUAACAUCAGUAGCUUAAUUCUAGACAUAUUUUGCUAAUCUCCAGUUUGAAAUAGUCUUAUUCUUUUGGCAGAGAAUUCAGCUUCUAUAAACAAAUGCUUGGAAUUAUCUUCUAAUAGAAUAAUGCAAUUUUAAACUUGAAAUUUGUGAAGAUGCCUAUCAGUAGCUGUCGAUAUAUUCUAAUAUUCUCAUAAUAAGAAAAAUUUGAUAAAUUUGCUAAUAAUAAUUUUUUUUUUUCAGUGUAAAAGCCAUGUCUUUUUGAUAUAGGCUUCGCAGUAAAAUCUCUUGGGUUUCUUAGGCUUGCUGUUUAUUGGUUCCCUGUACUGGUUGUGUUGAUCCAUGGGUUAUGCAUUGUAACCUGUGGUUAGCAUGGAUGACAGAAUGUGCCAGUUCAUGUUUACAGUCAAGGAGCAUUUACAAUUCACAGCUACGUCUGCUUCCUUAAUGACUUGGUGCCUUGCUGAUUCAUUUAAUGUAUACCAAAAUUCUGGGAUUACAAAGAACCAAUUGACACACUAUUUAAAAAACUGGAUCCAGUCUGGAGCAAAUUCAGUCAAGGGCAAAGCCUUAAACUUUGAAUUGAUCUCAAGAAGAUAUUAUGGAACUUAAUAGCGCAAACACUCAUGUCCUAGAAAGCAUAUGAUCUCUCUAUUCUAGCAGACUGUGUGUACGUAUGUGUGUGUGUUUUCAUGUAUGUGUUUGUGUGUGGGGGGAUUGAAUUUUCAAUGAAAAUAAAAACACUGUGUGGUUUUUUGGUCUUUAGUUAAUAAACAUAAGUAGUCUUAACCCCUUAAACCAGCGGGACCUGUGGGCGGGUCCAGCUAUACAUUCCUCACUCCUGUAUAUACAUAUGUUUCCCAUUGGUUUCACUGUAAUUGCAAAAUAAUUCAUAAUAGUUGCAAAAUAAAGAUGUGCGUAAGGGGUUAAGUACACUGUUACACACAACACUGUUAGGUCACUGUUUCACAAACUGGUCCUCAGGGAUCCCAGAUGCUGCACAGUUUGCUGUGUCAGCUCCCAAUACACCUGAACACUGAAACCCGGAAUACUAGGUGCAGAUGUGUUAGGAGGAAGGACUGAGGACUGGUUUGGUAAACACUACAAUAAGUGCUGUUUUCACUAUGUACUUCAGUAAAAUAAUAAAAAUAAUAGCCUUUGCUGGUCACAUGGCUUGUCAUGACAUCAAAAUAAGAAGUAGCCUUAGUUACCCUGAGCAAAAAUGCCUUUUUUUCCCUGUGUGCAUUACCCUUCAAAUACAUACAGCAUCAAAAACUUGAUGUAUUUUUGUUUUACUCCAUUUUUAAGCAGGAUGAGUUAAAAGAAUUAACUUUCUGGUUAAAAGUAAGACUGCCUACUAGGUUUGCAUUGAUAGUUUCUCCUGCGCCUACUGUCUCUUCUCCUCCUGCAAAGCUGACUGUAUAAAUAUGUAAAAUUGUGUAGGUAAAUUAUGAUUGAAUUUUGUUCUUUUAAACAUUUUAGAUUAUUUUUCUGCCUGUACAUGUACAGAAAGGGGAACAGCUGAGGUGACUGUGGAAUAAACUUGUUGACUUUAAAGCCUGUCUGUGCUUUGUGUGUUCACCGCUAAAAUUGGAGCAGGGUCCAUGCCAGUGUUGCAAACACAAAGAAUGUGUUUAAGUAAAUGAAAAAGGGAGGUAGCAAAAAAGGGAGGUAGCUUGACAAGGAAAAGAAAGCAGAGGCCCAGAAAACAGUAGCUCCCUGAAGAGCUGGUCCGUAUGUAAGUAUUUGUGUAAGCCUUACAGUUAAACUUUUUCCAUGCUUCCAAAGCCAGUGAUUUAUCACUGAUGGUGGUGGAGAGUGAUGUCUAAAAUGUCGGUCCAAAAUCUCCCAUGUGUGUUCAAUUGCAUUGAGAUCUGGUGACUGUGAAGAUUAUAGCAUAUGAUUUACAUCCUUUUUGAAACUCAUUAUACCAGUGAGGCCUUGUGUCCUGUAGAUGGGGGCGGGGUCAUCCUGGAAGACAUGCCCAUCAGGAUAGAAAUGUUUCAUUACAGGAUAAAGUUGAUCACUCGGAGUUAACUAACACCAUGCCAGCAAAAAGUCCUCUGCAUUACAGAAGUACCAGUUUUUCCUAUAAUUUAUAAUACAUAUAGGAUGUCAAAUUAUGUGCAGUGGUAAGCAUCUUUGGGAUGAGAUACAGUGCACCCAUGAUCAUGGGAAUUUCUGCUGUUUUGGGGGGCAAAGAUGGCAAGAAGUGCUCAAUCCAGAAUUUGUAAUAGCUAUUAAAUGCUUUUUUGUCUAUUCUUGGUUUUUAGAGAGCCAAUAAAUCAAAAAUUUUUAUUUAGAUAAUAAAAUAAAGCAAAAAUAAUUUUAUUAGCUAAAAAGGUAAAUAUUAAAAGGUUUAAUUAAUAUCUUAAUUACAUUACAUUUGAAAUAUUAAAUAUUACACCUUAAUAAUACAUAUUAAAUAUUAUUUAACACUUUCCAUUAUCAGAUUUGGCAUCUUUAUAUAUGCAAGUACAAGAUCCCUUAAAAUUGCUGUAGAUUUUUGUCAGCUAAUUUUAGACUAAAACUAACAAUAAAUGAAUGACUAAAAUAUGACCAGAACAUCCCAUCCAUGGGAUAUGCUCUGGAUUCACCGCAACCCUAACCUGGAUACUGAAGAUUAAUUUUAAUAUAUUCUUCUAUUUAUAAUACUGAUUACUUAUAAUAAAUUUCACUCAAAAAAAAAACUUUUUACCUUCAUCUGGAAUGGGAGGAAUCCAUAACUCUUGAGAUGAUCUGGGUAGAUUUUAAAAUAAAUUAAUAAAUCCUGCAUUCUAGAACAAAGCCUGUUAAUUCCCAUUUUCAUUAAUACUGAUUGUGGUUUUGUAGUCACACAUUAGCUAGAAUUAUGAGCCAUGACACAUAGAGUUGAUUGUUUCAUGGGGCUUUUAUUUACUUUGUACAAUCAAAACAAAGGUGAAUACAGCACAGUCAGAGUUUCCUGAUCUAUGCGGCGAUUUGAUCCCAAGAUGUUACAGGAAGAAUGGAAAAGAUGGCAGAGUGACAGUGAAAAGGUGGGAAAAGAAAAUUAAUGGGGAAAGAGAAAUAAGAUGUAAAAUAAGAAAGAGAGGGAGCAGGAUGGAGUGUCUCUUGGAAAUGUCAAUCAGGAGCACUUCUGCUUGCUUGCUCCUUAGACGGUAAGGUUACUCAUAAGAACAAAUACAAAAAGAAA
Molecule: messenger RNA, 7946 nt
Organism: Pangasianodon hypophthalmus (striped catfish)
Lineage: Eukaryota; Metazoa; Chordata; Actinopteri; Siluriformes; Pangasiidae
Gene: mark4b
Product: MAP/microtubule affinity-regulating kinase 4b
Exons: 18
Coding region: 916-3240 (774 amino acids)
Biological process (GO): intracellular signal transduction; microtubule cytoskeleton organization; protein phosphorylation
Cellular component (GO): cytoplasm
Molecular function (GO): protein serine/threonine kinase activity; protein binding; tau-protein kinase activity
Source: RefSeq, a predicted model, not a curated record